UGCCUUUGGCCACAUUAUAAAUUGAUGCAUAUUUGCUUAGAAUUAUAUUGUAGUCCACUAAGUUGAAGAACCCACCAAAGAACAGUGACACUUGGAAUGAGUACAUCCAAAGAGAACGAGAAGAAGAGAGAAGGAGAAAGUUCUUUUUGUUCCAUGCUUGCCGCCGUCACCGACUCAUGUCUAUUCCAAGGGUGUCGAUUCUUACUUUAAAGCCAACUUCUUCUUCCUUGUCAUCGUCAUUUUCCAUCUUCUUCUUCUUCUUCCCCGGAAUUCUGCCACCAUGAAGCCUCAUGCGAUGAGUUGUCUCUGUCACAGGCAAAACCACCUUAAAACCAUCCCUAACUUGCUCUCUCUGUGUGUAAUAAUUCUCUCCUUCCUUGCCCUCUUGCACUUCUCUUACCGCCAUGUUCUCUUCCAGUUGAGCUUUUACGCCUGUUCUAAUCCUUCCUCCUCAUCCUUGGCUUCUGCAAAUUCUUCUUCUUCUGCCAUCGCCACCGCCGCCGCCACCGCCAUCGGUCCUCCUGGUGUUGGUGGUGCUAAUUCUACCAGCGGCGCAAAUGCAACCGCAGAGUGUGACAUCUUCCGAGGGGAAUGGGUUCCAGAUCCGGAAGGGCCUUACUACACCAACGUCACCUGUACCAUGAUCCAGGACCACCAGAACUGCAUGAGGUUUGGGAGGCCGGACAGGGAGUUCCUGCAGUGGAGGUGGAAGCCGGAGGGCUGCGAGCUGCCGCGCUUCGACCCGCACCGCUUCCUCGAGCUCGCGAGGGGCAAGUCCAUGGCCUUCGUGGGCGACUCCUUGGCCAGGAACCACAUGCAGUCCCUACUAUGCCUCUUGUCCGGGGUGGCGUAUCCGGACGACAUAUCGAACACCAGAGACGAGAACAGGCGCUUGUUCUACAGCGACUACAACUUCACCGUCUCCAUCUUCUGGUCUCCGUUCUUGAUCAAGGGCGGUGCGGCCGGCGGAGUCGAUAAUCUCUGGAACCUCUACCUCGACGAGGUGGACGACAACUGGGCGGCUCGCGUCCAGGCGGUGGAUAUCCUCAUCAUCUCCUCCGGCACCUGGUUCACGCGGCCGUCCAUCUAUUUCAAGAAGCGGCAGCCGUUCGGGUGCAACUAUUGUGCUCAGUCGCCCAACCUCACCAGGGUGUCGGUGUACUCGGUCAACCGAGCGGCCUUCCGCUCGGCGUUCAAGGCCAUCGGGAAGUUGCGCGGGUUCAGAGGCGUGACGGUGCUGCGGACGGUGUCGCCGUCGCACUUCGAGAACGGCAAAUGGGACCAGGGAGGGAGCUGCAACCGGACCCGGCCGGCGCGGCGCGAGGAGACGAGGCUGGAGGCGGUGGAGCUGGAGAUGUACCGGGCGCAGGUAAAGGAGUUCGAGCGGGCGAGGAGGGAGUGGGAGCGGAGAGGACUGCAGCUGAAGAUGAUGGACGCGACGGCGGCCAUGCUGAUGAGGCCGGACGGCCACCCCGACGUCUACGGGCAUCGCCCGGAGCAGCGCGUGCAGCUGCACAACGACUGCGUGCACUGGUGCUUGCCGGGACCUAUUGAUCUCUGGAACGACUUGCUGCUCCAAAUGCUAAGCAACUGAGCGAGCGAGCAGAGCGGAACACAGCAAAUUAUACCAUGAUUGUUUUGUUUGCCUCAAGAAACAAAAAUAUAGCAUGAAAGAUUGGUUGUUGAA
Messenger RNA from Musa acuminata subsp. malaccensis (wild Malaysian banana), 1687 nucleotides. Its product is annotated as protein trichome birefringence-like 19. Gene Ontology annotation, molecular function: O-acetyltransferase activity. Gene Ontology annotation, cellular component: Golgi apparatus. The record is from RefSeq and is a predicted model, not a curated record. Lineage: Eukaryota; Viridiplantae; Streptophyta; Magnoliopsida; Zingiberales; Musaceae.